Molecule: messenger RNA, 306 nt
Organism: Penicillium roqueforti
Lineage: Eukaryota; Fungi; Ascomycota; Eurotiomycetes; Eurotiales; Aspergillaceae
Exons: 1
Coding region: 1-306 (101 amino acids)
Source: RefSeq, a predicted model, not a curated record
AUGCUAGAGGAACACUUGAAGGUUCGACUGUCUUUUGAUUGGAUACUUCCGACUAAGCCAGCUCGACGCAAGAUUGUCAUGGUAGGUGCGCGUCCGGCGUCCGAUAUCGCCAAAGGAUCAUUUGGCCACCAGUGGGCAUACGAGGCCAUCAAAGCACUUGAUAUACGUCUAGUUAUCCUUGAUCAACUGGGACACUGGCUCCAAAAUCAGGCGUAUUCUUACACUCGGGAUGACUUCAUUGCCAUUGAUGUGACCGACGACGCGGGGCUACCUGGAAGGAUUGAUGAGGCAUUGGAAGAAAGAUGA